Messenger RNA from Alternaria rosae, 1543 nucleotides. RefSeq lists its product as uncharacterized. The record is from RefSeq and is a predicted model, not a curated record. Lineage: Eukaryota; Fungi; Ascomycota; Dothideomycetes; Pleosporales; Pleosporaceae. The transcript has 2 exons. The coding region runs from base 268 to 1395 and encodes 375 amino acids.
AGUACAACAACAUUCCGAAGGCUGAAGUAUACUUCGCCUUGUCGCUAGGUUCACUGGUUGCUUUGCUUGGCUCGGCGACUGUUUCACGCGUGCGACAUAUUGACAGCUAAACUUCAGGGUCCGCCUCUUCACGUGACAGAUGACGCGGCGGCAAUCGUAAUGCACGGCUGAGGCACCACCUUCCUCUGUCUCGCCCUCCUCGAUACUUUCAGUUCUGCAACACCUCUUCUCCUUUCAAAUUUUAGAGUCUUCUGAAUACAACCCACGAUGUCUCCUAGCAAGUUGGGUGUUUUCGCCCAUUUGGCGCUGGCCACCAGCGCCGUGCUCAUCCCUUCGACCAUGACGAAUGUGGAAGACCUCGGAGAUGACCACGCUUUUGAAUCUCUCGCCAUCAACCCCAGCCAGCGAUCCGUCGCACUGGAGUGCCCUGGAUGCGCCGUUGCGACGUUGGAUGGAAAAGACCUCAAGUGGAAGUCUGAUGCUGGGAAUGCCUUUCGCCUGGACUUUGACGUUGGACCCCAUGGCGACGCUUUGAACCUCGACAACUCCCAACUAUACCCGCCAUCGUUCGGCUUCCCUCCCGAGCCUUACCAUGUCAUACAGGUGGAUCCUUCCUCAGGAGAGCGUCUGCGUCUGCGCGUCACCAGCUAUGAGUUCCGCUACGACGGCGCAGAGACCAUCUCAGAGGAGGGCACCGAGCUUCUUCCGAUGACCUUCCAGAUCACCUCGGUCGAAGGCACCGCUGUCAACCCUCCUGCACUCCAGAUCAACGUUCUGAAGAAUUCGGAAGGUCGCCUCAUGAUCGCAUCUUUCAACGAGGCUGAGCGCAGCCCAGCCACACCAUCAGACAAGGAGUGCAAUGAGUGGCCGCUUUACUGCAAGUGGAAGAACAUUAUGGCCGACCGCAUCGAGCAGAUCAAAGACAUGCGCAAGCCUAGGCCCGGCUGCCAUAAGCGACCCCAUGCCGGUGCCCGUCCCAACAACCCUAUGGAGCAUGAUACCAUGGCUGGCAAGCCCCCGCACCGCUUCCGUCCUGGCAAGCCUCACCCGCACCACAAGCCUCACCACAUGGGUCAACACCGCCACCACAGCUUCGCCAAGAUGGCUCGUCGCGCCUUCUUCACCAUCUUCGUCCCCAUCCUCAUCGGCAUCUUCGCUGGUACACUCACAUACCUCGUUGGCAUGGCUCUUGGAUGCCUCAUCGCUAUUACCGUUGCGAAGGUCCGUGGCCAGCGCUACCAGCCGAUUGCUCUGGAUGAGGAGGAUGUCGAAGAGGCGGAGGAGCACGGAGAGAAGGAGGAGUACGCCGAGCUUCCAGCAUACGAUGCCCCUCCUGUCUACGAGGAGGCUGCCGAUGAGGAGGCUGCUGUCAAGAAGACGGACGAGUCCAAGUAAAACAUGCUCCAGUCUUGGAUAGCGGUACAGGUGGCGAGUGGAUAUGGUCAUGUCACGCUUCUGGUCAGAUGGACAGUUUGCAACAUGCCCCUUGUUUAUAGUCCGUGUUGAUUAGCUAGCUCUCGCAAUGAAUCUCUUUUUGUUCGCA